Messenger RNA from Racocetra persica, 1373 nucleotides. The record is from the annotation of a GenBank genome assembly. NCBI's taxonomy places the organism in Eukaryota, Fungi, Glomeromycota, Glomeromycetes, Diversisporales, Gigasporaceae.
GAAAACCAUUAAACUCUGAAGUCAAAAUUUUUAAUGAUUACGAUGCUAAAGAGAUUGAGGCUGAUAUCAAAGGCCUCUCACAACGUUUGCGAGAACAACGACUUAAGCGUGGCGCGUUGUCCUUGGGUUCUAUUAGAUUAAACUUUGAACUGGAUGAACACAAUAAUCCUAUCGAAUGCAACGUAUAUGAGCAUAAAGAUGCCAAUCAGCUCAUUGAAGAAUUCAUGUUACUCGCAAAUAUGAGUGUUGCACAAAAAAUAUCUAGUGCUUUUCCCGAGCAAGCUUUACUUAGAAGGCAUGCUCCUCCUAUUGAACGUAGGCUUAAUGAUUUUGUUGAGCAUGUUAAAAGAUUAGGGUAUGAUAUUGAUGUUUCAUCUGCCGGUGCUUUACAAAGAUCUUUCAAUGCUGUUGAAGACAAUAAUGUUAGAGAGGUUUUGAAACUUCUUGCAAUAAAACCAAUGCAAAGAGCUAAAUAUUUCUGUACUGGAACUUUAGACAUUGCAAAAUAUCACCAUUAUGCUUUGAAUGUUCCACUUUAUACACACUUUACCUCUCCUAUUCGUCGUUAUGCUGAUGUUCUUGUUCAUCGUAUGCUUGAAGCUGCGUUAUCUGGUGAAAAACGCUUCUAUCUUGAUAAGGAUGCUGUUCAGAAGACGGCUAAUCAUUGCAAUGUCAAGAAGGAAGCUGCAAAAAAUGCACAAGAGCAAAGUAGCCAUCUCUUCCUCUGUGUCCUUCUUCAUAAUUUGGCUGUACAAUCUGGUCCCGUAAUUCGGGAAGCAAUUGUCAUUGGUGUCAAAGACCAUGCAUUUGAUGUUUUAGUACCCGUGUUUGGAAUUGAAAAGCGUGUUCAUUUGGAUCAACUUCCGCUAGAAAAAUUCAUAUUCAAUGCAGAAACAAAUGAACUAACUUUGCAUUGGAAACAGGGUGUUAAUGUCAAUGACGAUUAUCACUAUGAAUUGAUGGAUGUUUCAAGCCUCCCAAUUGAAGAUGAGCAUCGACUAUUUGAUGAUGCCAACUCAGAUAUUGGCGAAGAUGAUAUUGAUGAUGACGAGAUUCAAGUACCCGGCGAUGAGGAAGAUGAUAGCAAUGAUGAUACAGAAAUUGUGGCUGUGCCUUUAAUGUCUUCUAGUGAAUCCCCUAAAAUGGACAUUCCCUCAGCAGAAGCUCCGUCACUCAAUCAAGCAGCUUCUACAAAAAGUUCUCUACCUAUUGUAAAAAUUACAGAAUUACCACAGUUGCCCAUAGUUUCUGAUCCCACCGUUCCCAACUCUCAAAUUAUUAAAGAACUUUGCCGUCUUCAAGUUGUUAUCACUGCGGAUUGUAAAAAGAGUCCACCCGUUAUUAAAGUUUUGGCUGUUAACCCUUAUGCAUAG